AGGCAGAGAAAGCCAUCAGCCUCUUUAAGGCUCAGAACUCUGGUGUUGAUCUGAGCUCCAUCGUGACUCUCCCACUGGCUGAACUGAGUCAGAAGGUCAGAGGAGGAUCUCUGAAGCCCGACGCUGUGAUCUAUGCCUACAUGGAGAAGGUCCAGUGCGCUUGUUUUGAUCACACACUCACUCUCCGACUGAGCUCUAAAUGAUAUGACGACGGUGUUACCGUGACCUUAGCGUUAUUGAAUAAAACACAUGCCGUUACAGGACAAUAGUCAGCGUUUGGUGGUAACUGUGCUUUAUUACAUCGGCAGGUUUAAAAACAGCUGAUUAUCAGGGCUGAUUAUCUCCUGUCAAUCAAAAGGGUGUCGGAAUGUUAAAAUACUUUAAACGCAGGUAAUCUCAUUACCCCCGUUACAGCUCGACACGGCAAGAAUGUGAAUGUGAAAAAUGUGUUAUCUUAAGAGACAGACUUCAUCCCGAGUAAAUGCUAACGUUCUGCACUUCUGUCGUGCAAGCAUUCCAGACAAGAUAAGAACUCUAGCAUGAUGGAGAACUUUCCAUUAGUCCGUCCUUUAUGUUUAGUGUAUAAACCAUCAUGGGAUGAGUAAAAGUGUGGUGUAGAUGCAUCACAUGCUUCAGUCCAUAUCUUUAGUCAGAAAAUGCUUUUUCAGAAAAUGCCUCUUUGCUGCCAAAAUAGCCCCGACCUGUCGAGGCAUGGACUCUGCUAGAUCCCUGAAGGUGUGCUGUGGAAUCUGGCACCAAGAUGUUCCUUGCAGCAGAUCGUUUAAGUCCUGUAAGUUUCAAGGUGGGGCAUCCAUGGGAUACAUACAGGACCUAAAGGAUACUUUUGAUAGAUACUGACCACUGCAGACCGGGAACACCCCACAAGAGCUGCAGUUUUGGAGAUGCUCUGAUCCAGUGGUCUAGCCAUCACAAUUUGGCCGCUCAAAUCCUUACGCUUGCCCAUUUUUCCUGCUUCUGACACAUCAACUUUGAGGACAAAAUGUUCACUUGCUGUCUAAUAUAUCCCACCCACUAACAGGCUCUGGAGGUGAACAGGAAGCUGAACUGUAGCACCGCCGUCCUCAUGGAGAGUUUGGAACAACUGGAAGAAAUAGAAUCGCACAAAGACGGCCUUCUCUACGGCGUUCCGGUCAGCAUCAAGGAGAACGUGGAUUACAAGGGCUACGACUCUACCUGUGGUGUAUUGACUAAGCUGGAUGAUCCCUCCAUUAACGACAGUGUGGUGGUCUCGGUGCUGAAGAAGCAGGGUGCCAUCCCCUUCAUCAAAACUAACGUUCCUCAGGGUCUCCUCAACUAUGAAUGUAGUAACCCCAUAUACGGGAGGACGGUGAACCCCUGCAACCUCGAGAAGACGCCCGGCGGCUCUUCGGGAGGCGAGGCUGCUCUGAUCGCUGCAGGAGGAUCUGUUCUGGGUCUGGGAACCGACCUUGGAGGAAGCAUCCGCAUCCCAGCAGCCUUCUGUGGCAUCUGUGGCUUAAAACCCACAAACAACAGGAUCAGCAUGCAUGGACUUGACUCCUGUGCAAAAGGAGGAAAGACGGCUCUGACAGCUGUUGGUCCAUUGGCCCGUGAUGUGGAGGGUCUGGCUCUGUGUAUGAGAGCUUUACUCUGCACAGACAUGUUCACUCUGGACCCUACGGUUCCUCCAAUACCGUUCAACCAGCAGGUGUACGAGAGCACAAAGCCCCUGAGGAUCGGUUACUAUGAGAACGACGGGUACCUUCAGCCGUCUCCGAGCAUGAGCAGAGCUCUACGAGAGACCAAGGAGCUCCUGGAAAAAGCAGGACACACGCUGAUUGAGUUUAAACCUCCCCGUAUAUACGACGCCUUCCAUGAGUUUGUUCUGAGGGGAAACCUUGCGGAUGGCGGCUCUGUGCUCCUACAGCACUAUAAGGAAGGCCCGAUCGAUCCAAGUAUGAAGUACCCAGUGUCUCUCUGUAGGUUUCCUCUGUUUGUGAAGAAGUUGAUCUCACUGCUCCUCAGACCCAUCUAUCCACGCAUGGCUGCAGCCAUAAGCUCCAUCUGUGGAGUCAGCAGUGUAAUAGAUCUGUGGAAGCAGCACAAAGAGGCUCAGGAUUAUGUCCAUGAGACGUUAGCUGAGUGGGAGAAGCUGGAGCUGGACGUUCUGCUCUGCCCCAUGCUGGGUCCAGCUUUUAACUUCAACUACGCCGGACAACAAAGCACUGCCCUGAGUUACAACGCUCUGUACAACGUGCUCAACUUCCCUGUUGGAGUCGUUCCGGUCACCAAGGUCACGGAUGAGGAUGAAGAUCAGCUGAAAAACUACAGAGGAAACUUCGGAGACGUCUGGGACAAGACUUUUGUCAAGGCCAUACAAGACGGCGUGGGUCUGCCAGUAGCAGUGCAGUGUGUGGCUCGGCCCUGGCAGGAAGAGAUGUGUUUGCGGCUUAUGAAAGAAGUGGAGAAGCUCUGUGCCGAAAACAAACGCUCCAAAACACAACACUAAACACAAUUAAAGUACGUGGUUAACAACUAACAGAAAUAUAGGUCAUGUAUACACUGAUCAGGCAUAACAUUAUGACAAGGUGACGUGAAUAAGACUGAUCUCCUCAUCAUGGCACCUGUUAGUGGGUGGGAUAUAUUAGGCAGUAAGUGAACAUUUUGUCCUCAAAGUUGAUGUUAGAAGCAGGAAAAAUUGACAAGCGUAAGGAUUUGACUGAGUUUGACAAAGGGCCAAAUUGUGAUGGCUAGACCACUGGAUCAGAGCAUCUCCAAAACUGCAGCUCUUGUGGGGUGUUUCCGGUCUGCAGUGGUCAGUAUCUACCGAAAGUAUAAUUCAAGUCCUGUAAAUAUCCCAUGGAAGCCCCACAUUGCAACUUACAGGACUGAAAGGAUCUGCUGCUAACAUCUUGGCACACCUUCAGGGAUCUAGUGCCUCAGCGGGUCAGCGAAAGUGGGACGAACACAAUAUUAGGCAGGUGGUCAUAAUGUUAUGCCUGAUCGAUGUGCAUUACACCACAGUGAAAUACUUUUAUUAUAUCUCAUAUCCCAGCUUGUCAGGAAGCAGGGAAGUCCAAGGGUCUUGGUCAAGGACCCGACAUUGGCAGCUUGAUAGCGCUGGGGUGCACCAGUAACCCAGAGCCUUAACCCUUGACCUACCACUAACACCGUAGUGGUAUGUAGUCCACAUUGUGGAGUUGUUCUCAGUGAAGCUGAUUCAGCUUUACCUGUAACUGUUAAAACAAUAAAACCUCACACUCCCAUGAAUGUCUCCUUACAAAAAAACCUUCAUAUUAACCUCUAUGCAAUUUUCUCUAAUCUUUAUAAUCCAUUUAUUAAUAAUCUGAUUAUUUGAUUGUGUCACCAACAUUUAGGUCCCUGUGAAUGAGCUGUUACCAUAGAAACCAUCAUGUAUCGGAACAAGUGCAUUAAUAUAAACUUGUCAUUUAUGUUAAAGAUCAGACAACUACUGGGGAAAUUGUGAACACAUAAAUAGCGUGUAAUAAAUUCCAGUACAAAUC
This is a messenger RNA of Hemibagrus wyckioides, 3503 nucleotides long. Its product is annotated as fatty-acid amide hydrolase 1-like. Bases 1085 to 2488 code for a protein of 467 amino acids. The record is from RefSeq and is a predicted model, not a curated record. Gene Ontology annotation, molecular function: amidase activity; fatty acid amide hydrolase activity. Gene Ontology annotation, biological process: fatty acid catabolic process. The transcript is spliced from 15 exons. Lineage: Eukaryota; Metazoa; Chordata; Actinopteri; Siluriformes; Bagridae.